UCCUUCCCCACCACACUCACUCACAAUGGCUUCCGGUUUCGGUAACAACGGCGGUCCUUCCCGCUGCUACAACUUCUGGCAGGAGGUUCUCGGUUGCUACGUCGUUAACGGCGGAGAGGGUGAAGCUGGCAAGAAGAAGUGUGUGCCCGCUCUGGAGGAUUACUACGAGUGCCUGCACCACAAGAAGGAGGUACGCCUAUUUGUCUAGCUUCAUGCGAUCAAGUUCAUACUCAAGUAUGCGGAUCUUGCUAACAUUGUCAUUUCGACGCUUAGGCUCUCCGCACGAUGAAGAUGCAGGCCGCCUACCGCAAGGCUGAGGCCGCAACCCCCCGUGAAAACGCGCCCAAGGCGGAACAGAUUCGCAGUCUGGGACUGCUAGGGAAAG
Aspergillus vadensis CBS 113365 is the source of this 385-nucleotide messenger RNA. RefSeq lists its product as uncharacterized. The record is from RefSeq and is a predicted model, not a curated record. The transcript is spliced from 2 exons. The coding region runs from base 26 to 208 and encodes 60 amino acids. Lineage: Eukaryota; Fungi; Ascomycota; Eurotiomycetes; Eurotiales; Aspergillaceae. Gene Ontology annotation, biological process: mitochondrial respiratory chain complex I assembly.